UGGUUUUUUGAAGAAAACUUUAAUGUCGAGCUGAUUGAGUGCUCUUCUGAUAUCGUCUGACGUCCCUGCGCUGUAUGGAAUGACGACUGUUGAUGUCCAUGUUUUCGGAAUGCGUUUUCGGCCAUAUUUAAUGUCUGUGCUGAUUUUGUUGAUGAAGUUCCUUGGGAAGUUGUUUUGCUUGAGGAGAAUUUCAUUAAUGUUUGAUAUUUCUUCCUCUUUUCCUUGCUCAUCCGUUAUCAGAGAGUGUGCUCGUCUAAGAAGACUUGAAACAACUGAAGUAUUUGCGCUGAUGGGAUGUGAUGAUCUGAAGUCUAAACAUAUGUUGUUGGAGUGGGUUUUCUUCCUGAAUAUGGAUACACUAAAAUCUCCCGUUUUCCUUUCUCUUAACUAGGCAGUCUAGAAAUGGGAGUAGUUCACCGAUGUCUGAUUCUGCUUCCGAAGUGAACUGGAAUUUGGGAGUUACACAGUUUAUUUUCUCCAGGAAUGAAUUGUGUAGAUCUCGUUUUGGUACCACAAAAGUAUCAUCCACAUAUCUUAACAAUAUCGUUUUGUUUUUCAUU
Molecule: messenger RNA, 560 nt
Organism: Trichobilharzia regenti
Lineage: Eukaryota; Metazoa; Platyhelminthes; Trematoda; Strigeidida; Schistosomatidae
Source: the annotation of a GenBank genome assembly